This is a messenger RNA of Anarrhichthys ocellatus (wolf-eel), 4655 nucleotides long. Its product is annotated as putative leucine-rich repeat-containing protein DDB_G0290503. The transcript has 42 exons. NCBI's taxonomy places the organism in Eukaryota, Metazoa, Chordata, Actinopteri, Perciformes, Anarhichadidae. Bases 5 to 3949 code for a protein of 1314 amino acids. Gene Ontology annotation, cellular component: Golgi apparatus. The record is from RefSeq and is a predicted model, not a curated record. Gene Ontology annotation, molecular function: protein binding.
UGCAAUGGCCAGGGGCUCUCGCUUCGUUUGGAUUCCCUUCCUUUUGUCUUGUGUCUUUCAAGCUUCUGACAACAGACAUGUCCAACAGGAAGAGAUUCAUUUAAACGGUCCUUUGGGAAAUCCAGAGGUGGACGACAUCCUUUCGAAGAUCCUGAUAACCCUACCGGAAGGAAUUGACCCGAGGAAUAUAAAUGUAACGGUGCGUAGCGGAAAGGUUUUUACAACAAUCUCAAACAUAUUCAACAAUGCUUUAUUUUUAACCCACUUCAUAUACACCUUGUCAUGUGUGUCAAUCUAUUUUGUUCCUUCACAGUCAAUUAUUUCCAAAACUUGUACUGGUAUGAAGGAACAGCUGGCACAUCUCAACAUUCAGUUUCAGCAGACAACUCACCGCAUCAGCCAACUGGAUGAUGAAGCCUUCGGGUUGAGGGGGGAAGUCAGACUGCUGAAACUGCAACUUGCAACAUGCAGCUCCACAGCCUCGGCUAUCGCUGGCUCUUAUCAAACCCAGUUACUCAGCAAGAUGAAUCAGCUUCUGGGGACGAUUGAUAGCGAUACAUUUCUGAUCAUGAAAAUCAUUUCACUCACCAGAGAGGUGAAUUCAUCACAGAGGAAGGUCCAACACGCUGCUAAUGGCACGGAAACAAAUCACAUCAGUGGGCUGCAGAGAGAGCAGCAGGAGAAGAGCGUUGAACUGAGCCUAAAGACGCAGCAGACGGAAAGAAGCCACACAAACUCGGCACUAAUUCUUCAGAUCAUCUCACUGCAAAAUCAGAUCUGGGAUUUGGAUCAGGCAGAAUUAAGAAGAGGAGAUCUUCAGCCCAACAAGACAAUUCUGCCUCUUCAAGAACAGCUGGACAGGAAGAUCAGUGAGCUGCGAGGCAAAGGAGAUGCACACUCAGCCGUGCUGGAGCUGAUUUCUGUCAACAGUAAGAUUGCAGCCAUGCAGAGGCUCAUCAAUGUCCACAUUGAGGAAUCCAGAACUAACGCUGCCGAUUACCAGAGACAGUGGAGGCAAAAAGUUGAGCUCCUCAAAGGGAAGAUUUUACAGUUGAAUCGUGACGACCGUAACAAAGAACUCACCAAGCAAAUUUUGGUCUUGCAGUCUGAGUUGGAGCAUUUUAGAGAGUUAAUGAUGAACGCCAAAAAGACAACUGACUCUAAACUAAAAGAGCUAAGAAUUAUUUUGGGGGCGGAGAAGAAAAAAGAAGAAAACUUACAGAAACAGCUGGAGGAAGCAGAGUAUUCCCAGGCACAACUGAUCAUAAAAAUCAUCAGCAUCAUGAAAGAGGUGAGAGAGCUGGAUGGUGAUGAGCAACACCAGACAUCCUCAACAAGUCAAACCACCACUCUUCAGACUCUGCUUCAGGCCAAAGAAAAGGGAUUGGCCAAAGCUCAGGCUGAAAUAAACGAGCUUCAGAGGAAACUGCGACUAAAGAGUGAAGAAUGCCCUGGACUUGAGGAAAGAUAUCAGGAGGUAAAGACUGAAUUGGAACAGAAGAUCGCAGAGCUGAACAGAACCGGAGACUCCAAAGCAGCACUCAUUCUGAACGUGAUGAACCUGCACGAGGACCUGAAGACUCUGACGGACCUGAUCUCCACCGCAGAAGAUCCAGACAAGAUCUCAGGGCUGCAGAGGCAACUGGAGAAGAAGCAACACGAGCUGAACUCCCAGAUAGAGAGGCGGAUCCCCAACCCCAAAAUAUUUUUACUGAUCAUCAAGCUGCAGAAUGAGUUAUGGGACCUUGAGAAAAACGAGACCACUGGUGGCCAUGUAGAAGAGUUGCAAAGCAGAGUGGAUGGCCUUAUCAGUGAAAUAGAGGACAAAGAAGUCGACAACACAAAACGGAUGCUGAAAAUCAUGACGCUGCAGAGUCAGGUAGAGCGGCUGCAGAGACAGCUGUUACAAACCACCCAGGUAACCCAGCUCACAAAUGAGCUCACAACCAAGAAGGACGAGCUGCAGAAAUACGUCAACGAUCUGAAUGAGAAGAAUCCGGCAAACGCCCAAUUGAUUCUGACAAUCACUGAUCUGCAAAACCAGCUCAGAAAGCUAGAAAAAGAAAGGCCCGAUGAGGGCCAAACAACCUCUGCUGCAGUUACUAAGCUGAGAGAACAACUGACGGCAAAGGUUGAGGAGCACUCUCGUGAUCAAGCUGAGAUCAACGCUCUGCAGAACAAACUGAACCAGACAAAGGCGCAGUGUUCCAGUUUUGACCACACACUUAAUGAUCUGCAGAACGACCUGGACGUCAAAAUGAAGGAACUGCAGUCCGACUCUGGGUCUGUUACAUCACUUGCUCUUCAGGUUUCUACAUUAACGCUGCAGCUGGAGGAGCUACAGAGGAGACUACGAAACACUGAGUCUGAAACCAAGAGGAAUGAACAGAAACUUCAAAAAAUGAUAGAUGAGAAAAACAAUGAACUGACCAAAAAAACAGCAGAGCUGAAAGCAAGAAGUGCUCAACCACAAAGACUUCUACAGAUCAUUGCAAUACAAACAGAUAUUGACAAGUUGGUGAAUGUAGCAGCAAACGAGACAAAUUACGAUAAGAUUAGAGCUCUCCAAGACCAUUUGAAUUAUUUAAUUGACGGAAUUCAAAACGAGAACAAUGAAAAUACUAAACUGAUGUUUAAAAUCUUGGCUCAACGAGAUGAAAUAGCGAGAUUGGAGAAGCAGGAAAAGAGUCAGACACAAGCAGCACUGGAGAGAAUUAAAGAUCUGGAGGAUGAACUGGAGCACGUCAGAAAUCAGAUAAAAGAAGAGACAUCGGAGCUGGACUCAAGUGAUACAAGGAUCGCUAAUUUGUCGGCUCAGAUUAUGGAACUUCACAAGAAAAUCAAACCACUGGAAGACGAGAUAUCUGACCUUAAAGAGACCAGCGAUGAGAAUGUCAGAGAGCUGCAAACGAGACUGCAUCUGACAAAGAGGCAACUGCAAGACAGUGAACUCCUACUCAAGGAUGCAGAUACGAAGAAUUUCAACCUGAUAAUGGAGGUUGCUGAUCUGAGGACACAACUGAAAAAGGCUCAGAAACAGGCUUCCCAAGCUGCUGAAAACAAUAUUGACGAAUUGAAACAACUACUACAAACGCAACAAAGAGAGAACAAAAGACUUAAAAAUACAAAUAAAGACUUAAAGCAAGAGGUCAAGGAACUGAAAAUGUGCUGCGCUGAUGACGUCAACACCCAGUGUGACGAUUUGCAAAGACAACUGCAACAGAGCCAGGAGGAUGCGGAUCGCCUGCAGCAGCAGCUGCACAAGAAGGAGGCCACCCUCAAACAGCUGCAGCGGGAGUUAAAGGAACAGAACAGGGAGAACAACACACGGCAGCAUGAAUACAGCAAGCUUCAAGCCAAACUGAGGGAUGUGGAAGAUAAGACGAUCUCUGCCAGGCGGGUGACCUUGGAUCCAAACACAGCGCACCCAAGAAUAGCUCUGUCUGUGGGUAACACCGAGAUAACCACUUCUGAUGUAACACAAGAUGUCCCCGACCAUCCGGGCCGGUUUGAUGUGAGUCUCGCCAUCCUUGGCACAACCGGCUUCUCAACUGGCAGACAUUACUGGGAGGUGUCUGUAGCUGGGAAGCUCUGUUACCACCUUGGGAUGGCCAGUGAAUCUUCUCAAAGAAAGGGAGCGAUAAUAUUCAAUCCGACAAAUGGUUUCUGGACUGUAGUCCUGAACAGACAGGGUCAGUACAGAGCUAUCGAUAGGAGUGUCGUUGGUAUUCCGGUCCAGACGCUACCUCUUACACUUGGAAUUCUGCUGGACUACAAAAAGGGAAUGAUCUCAUUCUACGACGCUGGUGCCAGGUCUCAUAUGUACUCAUUUGUAGGUCAAAGGUUUACUGGCAAAAUCUAUCCAUUUAUCAAUUUGUGUGUCGAGGAUGUUGAAAGUCAGACACCAAUAGUGUCACUUCCUCCUGGAUCGGUCGACUGGAUAAAAUAGAGAACAAGGCAAGUUAUGUUUUGUUCUGUGUCAAAUCACAGCCAUGUAUCUAAUUUACGGUAAUCUCAGUAGGUCAUAAAACAAUCCCUCGAGUAGUUCUCAGACAUAUUUGUUACUGCUGCUGCUGAAUAUUAAAAAAACAACAAAUGUACAAUGAUGCAUUUUGUUUAUUAUAAGAGAAUUUGUCCUCUUGUCCAUGUCAUUCCACGUGUUUCAAUCACUAGGCCGAGGUCAUUAGAUGGUAGAGCUUCGCCCAUGACAGAAGCAUUAAACAAAAAGUUCUGAACUGAAAUGAAAAGUGGUGUGUGAUGCAGCCCUGGACAAACCGGUGUAUGAAACUGAUCAAAAACAGCUCAUAUUGAAUUGAACACGUGUGUUCUUACAAUGAAAUGGCAACAAUAAAUCCUAUCGCAGUUACACAAACAUUUAUCUGAAGAGACCUACCUCAGUUUCAAUACACAUUUACAAACAAGUGUCACCUCUUAACACAUUUCAUUAUGAUCACUUUCCUUUCCAUCACAAUGCAAACAUUAGUCAGUCUCUCCCUGAUGUACCAGCUACGCUUGUGUAAAAGUGGCCAACAAAAACUGGGUCCUGCUGUUCCAGUAUGUGCAGGAAAUGAUUCCUCUCCUCCUCUCCCCAAGACUCAAACCACUGGGUCCACAGGCGCAGUUGGCAUUCAUAGAUGUUUGGUAGUCUGUCUUUA